AUGUCACUAAUUUUACCAAUACCAGUAAAUACAUUACUAAUAACAGAAAAUGAUUUAGGUAGAGGUUUUAGUAUUGAUGAUAAUGGAAAUGCAAAAAAAAGUGAAGUGUUCAUUUGUGAAAAAGAAUACAUUAAAUCAUCUUUUCCCAAAACAGACUCAAAUAAUCUAACAUUAAUUAGAGAUAGUGAAUCUUUAAAAUCAGCAUUAGAUGUAGGAGGUGAAAUUAGUUUAUCAUAUGGUCUCAUUUCAGGUAAAGUUAUGGGUAACUAUAUCGAUACAAAUACUUCAAGUAAUGAAAGAAUGACAUUUUUAUAUACAAGAAGAAUUGUUGAUAAAAUUGUUGAACUUGAUUACCAUGCAAAACCAUCUCAAGAUAUUUCAAAAGUAGAUAACAUUGAUUCACUUAAAUCAACAUAUGGUUUAUUUUAUAUUAGUAAAAUUGAAUAUGGUGCAAUUUUAGAUUUAAGAAUUACAUUAGAAUCUUCUGAUAAAGGAACAAUGAAUAAAAUUAAAGGUGAAUUAAGUGGAAGUAUUUCAAUUGGUGCAUUAUCAUUAUCAGUUAAAGCUCAUAUUGAUAAAGAGGAAAGUUCAUCAUCAUCGAAAUUAAAAGUAACAUCAUCAGUAUUAAUGGGUGGUUGUAAACCAAUUGAUAAAACUGAUGUUAAAAAUUUUGAUGAUGCAAUGAAAGUUAUUGAUUCAUUUAAAGUUGAUCAAGAUAGAUUGAUACCGGUAAGAAUGGAAAUAUCACCAAUACCAACAAGAGCAACAUUACUUCUCUCAAUUGAUCCACUAUCUUUAAAUCAUUAUAAGAGUAAAGUUUCAUCAAUUGGUUCAUUCUAUUGGGACCUUCAACAAAUGAUAAUUAUAUUAGAUGCUUUUAAAAAUAAUAUAUUAUCACCUUUAUUAGCAGAUGAUGAAAAAGCAAUUUAUAUAAAAACUUUAUAUUCAAAUAUUAGUAAUCUUAAUUCAUCAUUAAAAGAUAAAUUAGAAUCUCUUAUUAAGUUUCUUCAAAAAAGAAUUGAAUAUAUUUUAGUUUCAGAACCACCAUUUUCAGAUUCAGAUAUUUCUGAAAUUAGAUUAAAUGCACAACAAAUGAUUGGAACUACUCAAACAGAAACUGAUAAAGGUAGAUGGGCAGGUCCUACCAUUAAUAAAAUUCCAACAUAUAAAGGUACAUAUAAAUACAAAUAUGAUGAUUCAAAAUAUGAUGGACUUUGUUUAGAUGGUAAACGUCAUGGUGAAGGUAUAUUAACAUAUGCUGAAGGUAAUAUUGAUCAAAUAAAAUCAAUAGAUGGUAUAUGGGAUAAUGAUGAAGUUAGUUUCCCUUCAAUAAUAACAUAUGAAGGAGGUGAAAUUGAAAAAAUAAAUAAUAAAGGUAGUUCAAUAAUUUGGAGAGAACGAUUAAAAAAAAAAAAAAUUUCAAAUUCUAUUUUACACUAUUCAAAUAUCUCAACACCUGAACAUAUUUUAAAAUAUUUUGUAAAUGUAGAUUUAAUAAAUAAUACAGAUUUCUUAGAUUUUUAUAAAGAUUCUGUCUUGUCACUAGGUGAUCGUAAGAGUUACAAUUUUAUGUUUUUAGGUAUGCAAGGUAUUGGAAAAACUACAAUCAUUGAAUUAUUGCUAAACAUUUUAACAGGUCAAUUUUAUGAUGGUCCAAAACAAUUAUGUGAAGAAACAAAUGGAAUUUUAAAUAAAACAAAAACAGUUUGUAGCUAUGAAAUUAUUUAUUGCUCUAACAAUACAAGAAUUUUUACAAUCACAUUAGUUGAUACACCCGGUUUCAUAGGUUCAGAUGAUUCAAUAGAAGAUUGCAAACUUUUGAAAUAUAUUAUAUCAAAAGUUGGUAAACUUGAAGCAAUUGAUAACGUCUCUUAUGUUAUUAAUAAUACAUUAACAAGAAAAACACAUGAACCAUUAAGAGUUUUACAUAAUAUAUUUUCAAUUCUUCCAAAAGAAGCAUUUGAAUGUUUAUCAACAAUCAUUACAUUUUGUGAUGAUUCCAAUCAAGAAAUCGCUUCUUUAAAUAUUUUAAAUGAAAUUUUAGCUGGAAUUAAAUAUAAACCUUCCUUUUUUAUCGAUAACCAAUGGUCUCAAGACCAACAAGAUAAAUUUAAAGAGCUUCAAAACUUGAACAAAACAAAAAUUAGUAUUAUUCAAAAAUUUUUCAUUCAAAGAAUUCAAUCGAAAUCAACUUUUGAUCAAAAAAAGGAAAUGCAAGCACAACAAUUAAUUGAAUCAAAAAUUACUAAAACUGAAAUAGGCACAUGGGUCGGUCUAACAUUCAAUAAAAUACCAACAUAUUUUGGAACCUAUAAAUACUUUGAUGGUUCAGAAUAUGAAGGAUUUUGUUUAGAUGGUAAACGUCAUGGUGAAGGUAAAUUUAAUUAUUGUGAUAGUAAUGUUAAUCAAUUAAAAUCUGCUGAUGGUAUGUGGAAGAAUGAUGAUGUUUAUUUCCCUUCAAUUGUAACAUAUAAAGGAGGUAAAAUUGAAAAUAUCAUUGAUGAAUCAAGUUUAAAAAAUUGGAAUGAAAGUUUAAUUAAAAAAAAAACAACAGAUAUCAAUUAUGAUCAUGUACUUAAAAGAUUAAUAGAUCUUGAAUCCAUUGUAAAUUCUAUAGAUACAUUAACAACUGAUAUAAGAUUUGUUGGAAAUGAUUUUUUUGGUUGUUUAAAACGUGUAGAAAUUGAACGUCAAAUUGAUCAAUUAAAAACAAAAUUUGAAAAUCAAGUUUCAGAAUUGGAGGAAGUUAUGAAAGAAUUCCCAGAUAUUUCAGUUUUAGAUAAUAUUCUUAAUUCAAAAAGAAGUGAAUACAAACUACAAAUCGAAAAUUCUCAGAAAGAUAAAAACAGUGGAAGAGCUUCUUACUUUCAAAAGAUUUUAGACAAAAUCCAAAAAUAA
This is a messenger RNA of Dictyostelium discoideum AX4, 2898 nucleotides long. RefSeq lists its product as hypothetical. The transcript has 9 exons. The coding region runs from base 1 to 2898 and encodes 965 amino acids. NCBI's taxonomy places the organism in Eukaryota, Evosea, Eumycetozoa, Dictyosteliales, Dictyosteliaceae. The record is from RefSeq and is a predicted model, not a curated record.